UUUAAGGACGUAACCACUUGUUUGAUGUUUGUAUUCAAAUAAAAAUUAAUGUUUUGGCGUUAAAAAAUCGUACGAAAAGGCGCUAAUAAGUUGAAAUAUUGAAAUGACGAGCACCACAUUUAAAGUUGUGUGCGUUACAAGCGUUAUAUUGCUGUUUUUUGUGGUUAAAGAAUCCAACUCUAUAAAAUGCUGGGACUGCAGAUCAGAUAUUGACCCAAAGUGUUCAGAUCCGUUUGAAAAUAAGUCGUUUGCCAUUACGGAUUGCAAUACUUUGGGUAACUUAGAUACUUACCCUAAUGUAAGACCAACGUUGUGCAGAAAAAUAAGGCAAAAAGUGCAUGGGGUUUGGAAAUAUGUCAGAAGUUGUGCUUAUUUGGGAGAGCCAGGAAUACAAGGCGAUGAAAGGUUUUGUUUAAUGAGAACAGGGACAUACAACAUCUUUAUGGAAUAUUGUACGUGUAAUACUAAAGAUGGGUGCAAUACAUCAUCACAAAUGUUUGUUUCACACAAAUUAUUAAUUUCCAGCAUAUUUGUUGUUUUAUUUUUGUACAAAAAAUUAAGCUAGGUGGUUUACAAAAUUACAAAUAUUAAUAAUGGAUCUGACACCUUACAUAGCAAUUCUUAAUUUUAGACUGAUUUUUACAAUAAUUCCGUCCACUUUUAAGGCCUUAUUAGAUUAUAAGAGCACAAUUUUGUUGUAAAUACUCUCUACAUUAAAUUAUUAAUAUUUUUUUAAAAAGCUUUUUUAUAUUUGUGCAUUUUUUUAAAUAAAAUUUAUAAAAAAACAGUAUUACCAAUGAGACUUGUGUUUUUCCACCACCUUCUCAAUAAAUUGCAAAUGGCUUGCAUAUAAAUCCAAAUUUUUGUCAAUAUCAAUCCAAGUUACAUUCUUAGCAUCAUCACCUGCUUUUAGAUUAAAUUUGUCCAAAAUUUCGCCUGUAUUGUCAUGAAAAUUGACAGCCACAGUCUCCAUCCAGGCAUUAUCAGUAUUUCUGGGGUCAUCCACAUAACCUUUGUAUAUUUCUACACCAUUUUUGAAGAAAUUUUCCACAAUUUCACUGUCAACUUUUCUUUGCUCUUAAAAUAAUAAACAUGUAUACUUAAACUAAAUAAGUAAGUAAAUACCUUCUGUUGCCUCCAAAGAGUUCAUUGCUUCCUCCAAAAAUUCCCUCUUUAAAGUCUCACUUACUUUCUCACCAGGGUCCACCAUACCCCCCGGCAAGGCCCAUUGACCAUUAUCUCUCCUUUGUACACCACAAAAUUGCAAAAUAGGCCUAAAAAAUCUCAAAUUUAUUAUAAAAAUUCCAUGAUAACCUUACUUUACAUACAAAUUUGUCAUCUCAUUUAAAACUUUGUCUCCCCCCAUUAACUUCCAUCUAGUUACAAUGGGGUCUGCUGCGUGAUUGGGGCCCCAUCUACCCAAGCGCCCUCUACCUUUUAUACCAGUUCUACCCAUGGGAUUUAAAGGUGUUUUGUUUUUUACGUUAUAGACUCCAUUGUGGCUUUUUCUGUUGAUUUUUCCGUCUAUUUCAUUAUAUUUUGGGUUGAAAUUUACAUCAUCUA
Molecule: messenger RNA, 1563 nt
Organism: Brassicogethes aeneus
Lineage: Eukaryota; Metazoa; Arthropoda; Insecta; Coleoptera; Nitidulidae
Source: the annotation of a GenBank genome assembly